AUGCGACUCAUACGGCAAGUCGCCGUCGCAGGCACCCUCGCCGCCCAACUCGUUCGACUAGCGUAUGCCCAAAACAGCUCCUUGCCAGAGCAUUGCGACCUCACAAUUCAGCAAGCAGCCGCGGGCGGCUUUUUCAAUUCCACGGGCACAGGCGAGAUUCAAUUCGCUCGACAGGAUAGCCAACAUCCGCUAGAGCCGUGGUACAUGACGCAGACGUUGCACGUCACUCGCGACGAGAAAGACGCAUGGCGCACGCAGUCGCUGACUGUCUUCCUCAGUGUGCCAGAGUCGUUUGUUGGCAGCGACGAGGCCAACAAUACUAAUGUCUGCGCCUAUCGUAUGAGGGGGCUGAAUGCAACGGCCCACGACGACGGCUCGUGCGACGAGCUCCUGAGCGACGAUUGUCUCGACGCCAUAGACGACCUCCCUGCGAUGCCAGACAGCGAUGGCAACUGUCCGUCGGUCAACGUGCAGGAUGCCUGUGGCCAGGGUUUUUUCCUCUCCACUGCUCGCCCCUUCAAUUUUUCAAGCUCCGUGUGCUCCAUUUCGGGCCUGUCCGGAUCGGACCUACCCGACAACUACAGAACGUUUACGGGCAUCGGAACCGUCACACUCUCACUCACUCCGGAGACUGAUGACGACCCAUACGCCAUGUACGACCUGCGCGUCCGCCAACCAGCCCCCGUUCUCAUCAAGGCUCGUCUAGGGGCUUCGGGCUCCGUUGCCUACCAACAACAGAAGAUGUUAUGCAUUGCGCCAAACAAGGUUGUCGAAGGAAGCAGGCGGCCGGUAGGUGACUUUCCGCCGUCGAGCGCGAGCGGCGCGGAGAGACCGAGGACCAUGAUGUUGGUGCUGGCCGUGUCGCUUGCUGUGGCUGGAGGCAUGCUGUAG
Molecule: messenger RNA, 891 nt
Organism: Akanthomyces muscarius
Lineage: Eukaryota; Fungi; Ascomycota; Sordariomycetes; Hypocreales; Cordycipitaceae
Exons: 2
Coding region: 1-891 (296 amino acids)
Source: RefSeq, a predicted model, not a curated record